Messenger RNA from Pezoporus occidentalis (night parrot), 4505 nucleotides. RefSeq names its product steroid sulfatase (gene STS). NCBI's taxonomy places the organism in Eukaryota, Metazoa, Chordata, Aves, Psittaciformes, Psittacidae. The transcript has 15 exons. The record is from RefSeq and is a predicted model, not a curated record. Gene Ontology annotation, molecular function: arylsulfatase activity. The coding region runs from base 2642 to 4366 and encodes 574 amino acids.
GCCCUGGACCUUUUAAUUCAGAAGUUUGCCCACGUUUGGAGGGAGCAGCGGGACAAGGAAGUAAGACGCGUUUAAGCAACACCACCCCGGGUGCCCUAGCUGCUCGUCCGCAGCUCCAACACCGUCAAAGGGCAGCCGGACAGCACGGUCGGGCCUCGGGAGGCGCCUCGGUGGAGAGGCGGCGCGUCACGGCAGGGAGAGAAGCGGGCUGCCCGCUGCAGCCCCUCACCGCCCGAGCGAACGGGCCGGGCCUGGCCCGGCUGCGCAGUGUGCCUGGGCAGCGAGUGGCCAGGCCGUGGCGGGGGAGAGGGGCAAAAGCUACACACCCAGAAGAAGGCCGUCCAUGUCAAAGAUCAGGUAACUCACCGUUGGGCAUCAAGAUUGCUGAAAUACUAGUUGCAGAAGCAGCUAUGGAAAGAGCUCUGUCAAGCUUAUAAGGGUCCUCGGACUCCCUGGGAGCAGUCAUUUUCCGGGAGUACAGAAGUUUCUAAGACAAUGUACAGUGAACAAACCAGGAUGGGCUACUACUGGGUGUGUUUAUAGGCAGAGAAUCUCUGUAAUUCUAUGCCUCUGAUGGAAAAGUUUGAAAAAACUGAAGUUAUGCUUUAAAAGGGGUUUUAAUGCAGUUUCUCAGAAGUUGCUACAUUCAGCAGGAAUGUUUACCAUGUGUACAGAAGGGGGAAAUAUACCUGAAAUUGGCACUGCGCAUGUUUUCCAGAAAUAUGGUGCAAAGCCACUAGCGUUUGAAAAGCCUAACAGGAGAUCUUGAGUAAUAAACUGAAACAAGUUUGUUACUGCUUUUAGUUUAUUAUUUGGUUAGGCAUGUGUGUAUAGGUGUUAUGAAAACUUACUGGGAUUAUUUCUUACUAGUGAAGUAGCAAUUGUGUUAGCAUUGUAUAGUAAGUUGUCUUUUUCAGUGUUGUCCUUCCUUCCCUCCGCCCUUCUGUUUUCAAUUCACGUGACUGGACUUUGUAUCCAUUUAUCCACAAUCAGUGUAGAGCCAUCUUGUUUGAAAACCAGAGACAGAAACAGAAACAAAUUCCGUGCUGCAAGGUAAAAUGCCCCUCCUGCCCCAAACUCUGUCAUUUAUAUAUAGUUAUAUAUAAUUGUAAACAUUGAGCUCAUGUAUAGUUGGAGUUCAUAUUCUUUCACAGCUCAAAACAAUUUCUUCAUGGCAGGGAAUUAGCAAUUAUUAGAAGUAAUUAACAUACACUGUAUUGUCUUUUCCUCUUUAACUUAAUGCAGUCUGUUUUUAGAUAAGGAAGGAAAAAGGUAAGUUAAUACUGUCUACUCUUGUUUUUAAGAUACUGUCAACUAUGGUGGUAAGUUAUUUUGCAACAAAAUGGACUUUGUUAUUAGGGAUUGCAAUGAGGUAGAACAUUCCCUGCCUGCAACAGGUUAAGGAGUAUGUAAGCUUUACUUGAAUAGUGAAAGCAUUUUGAACAAAAAAGCAAGCAGGGUGUUUGUGAACAAGAACAUUUUCCAGCUGUGAAACAGUGCUUUUUCUCUUACCACUUAAGCUCUGGUUGUUUAAAAAGUAAUGUUAAAAGUGUAUGUAAUUUUGAUUAUGGACUCUUAUUCAAGAAUCAAAUGGAAAUGAAUUGUUAAACAGUCUUGGAGGGGGGUUAGGAUCUAAAAUAAGCUUGUAGUUUUGAAGUGACUAUGGUUUGUGUGCAGUGUAUGUAAUGUGACAAAAUCCACUUGAUUCAAAGCCUGCAAGACUUAACUGUACCUUACAAAGUUAUAUUAAAUAAAUCUAAUGUCUUCCUUUGUGAUCUUUUACAAAUCCAACCUGCUGACUGAGGGUAAACAUAGCUACUGAAAGAAGAGUAUAUAUAAGGGUAAUCUCUGGGAGAGAGGAUGGCAAGGAAUAAUAGGCAAAGAGAAAAGGGUGCUCUCUAGGUGUAUUUUAGUAAAUGCAAACCUGUGUUAAAUCCCUGUCAGACCAGCAGCUGAGGCUGCUUUAACAUCUGGAGAACCACAGAUGUUUGGCAAUAGGGAUUGCUCUAUAUUGCUGGCCAGUGGAAAAGCCUGUGCUGUGAGGAAAGAAGUCAUGUAGGACGAAAGCAGCAAUGUGCAGCAGCAUCAGGAGUUGUAAUGGUAGGGUGAUAACAGCAAUAUCUAGGCAAGCAGAAAUGGAGUUGUUGAGGAGCUGCAUCCAAGAGUGUUUUUAUUCCGCACUGCUGACAAAACUGGCAACUAUGAUGAAGAAAAUUAGAAGCUGUUGACAUGGAUUAGUCAUUUACAAAAGUUACUCUUAGCUACAUAAGAAGCAUCACAUCUCCAGUUCAUACACAAAUAUCAAUCAGUUUACAGAUACAGAGAGACACAGCCUUCUGUGACCACACCGUGAGAGGGCUGAAUGCAAAUCAGUUCCAACCUGGGAAAGAAAUAGUCAUCCUAAUCUGGCACUGAAUCUGACGUGCCUAACCAGUAGGUAGGAUGGAAGACGCCUAUGUCUCUGGAAAAAAAAAACAAAACAACAACGACUAAUAAGCACAUCAAAUAUGCUGCCUGGACCUGAGGAAACAGGAGGAGAACAUCUGGCUCUGAGGACUGGAGAGGAUUCUUAGAAGGUAUCUUACCAGGCAGGAGGAGAAAUAAAAUACUAAAAAAAAACAGCAUUAAGAAAUAGAAGAAGAUGAGACUCCUUUUAUUUCUACUAAUUUGCCAGUGUGCCAUAAACAGUGUCAAAGCAUACAGUGCUUCAAGUCCCAGUGUCAUUUUACUGAUGGCUGAUGAUCUUGGUAUUGGAGACCUAGGAUGUUAUGGGAACAGAACAUUAAGAACCCCUAAUAUUGACAGGCUGGCAGAGGAAGGAGUGACACUUACUCAUCACAUAGCAGCAUCCCCACUUUGUACUCCAAGUAGGGCUGCUUUCCUGACUGGGCGAUAUCCUAUCAGAUCAGGAAUGGCUGCCUUCUCACGAGUUGGUGUUUUCUUAUUUUCUGCCUCUUCUGGGGGACUUCCUUCUGAAGAAAUAACUUUUUCCAGACUCCUGAAGGAGAGAGGUUAUGCAACUGCUUUAAUAGGAAAGUGGCAUCUUGGGAUGAACUGUGAAAUAAGCAAUGACUUCUGCCACCACCCCCUCAGUCAUGGGUUUGAUUACUUUUAUGGGCUUACCGUGACCAACUUGAGAGAUUGCAAACCUGGCCAAGGCAGCGUAUUUUUAAAAGGGGUUCAGAAAUCCCUUGUCAUCCCACUCCAAAUCACUGGAAUCACCCUGGUCUCUUUGGCAGUAGUGCAUUACAUUGGUCUCCUCAGAGUACCUUUCCGAGCACUGGGUUACUGCUUUUUAAUAGCCACCAUUUCACUUGUGGUUUUGAUUUUCUUCUUUUAUCAUUUUCGCCACUUGAAUUGCUUUUUAAUGAGAGACCAUCAGAUUAUCCAGCAACCGCUCUCCUAUGAGAACCUUACUCAGAGACUCACAAAGGAAGCUGUGCAGUUUAUAGAAAGGAACACUGAUGCACGGUUUCUUCUUGUCUUGUCUUAUCUUCAUGUCCAUACUGCUCUAUAUGCUUCAAAAAAUUUCAAAGGAAAGAGCAAGCAUGGUUUAUACGGGGAUGCAGUGGAAGAAAUGGACUGGAGUGUAGGGCAGAUUCUGGAUGUGCUGGACAAAUAUAAUCUGAGUGAUAAAACUCUCGUAUACUUUACGUCUGACCAAGGGGCUCAUGUGGAAGAAAUCUCCAGUUCUGGAGAAGUCCAUGGAGGAUACAAUGGCAUAUAUAAAGGUGGAAAAGCAACGAACUGGGAAGGAGGUAUUCGUGUACCAGGGCUUCUUCGUUGGCCUGGAAUGAUACAGGCUGGUGCCUAUCUUGAUGAACCAACAAGUAACAUGGAUAUAUUUCCUACUGUAGUCAAACUUGCUGAAGCACAAUUACCCUCCAACAGAAUUAUUGAUGGACAUGAUCUGAUGCCCUUACUUCAAGGAAAAGUGACCCAAUCCAACCAUGAAUUUCUCUUCCAUUACUGCAAUGCAUAUUUAAAUGCAGUGCGCUGGCAUCCAAGAAACAGUGAAUCUGUCUGGAAAGUCUUCUUCUUCACUCCAAACUUCAGUCCGGAAGACUCCAAUGGUUGCUAUGAUUCUCAUGUUUGCUUCUGCCAUGGAAGAUUCAUCACAUGGCAUGAUCCCCCACUGCUCUUUGAUCUCUCCACAGACCCUGAAGAGAAAGUCCCACUGACUCCAAAAACAGAGAGACGUUUCUAUGAAAUCCUCAGUGUCAUACACCUAGCAAUAGAAAACCACACCAGAUCCUUGCAUGCUGUCCCUAACCAGCUGUCAUGGGACAACCUUCUCUGGAAACCAUGGCUACAGCUGUGCUGCUCCUCUCUCCUUCAGUCUUGCUACUGUGAUCAUGACUCAUAAAGGAGCCUGCUGGAAGUCAAUUCAGGAUAAAUAAGUUGCAACUCCCUUUCAGAAGCUGGAACAAGAGAGUGUGGGUAACUGACUUGAACCACCAUGGUACCAAACUUCAGAAUGUUUUGUUAUGCAGGAGCACCUGUCU